Monomorium pharaonis (pharaoh ant) is the source of this 1974-nucleotide messenger RNA. RefSeq lists its product as uncharacterized. NCBI's taxonomy places the organism in Eukaryota, Metazoa, Arthropoda, Insecta, Hymenoptera, Formicidae. The record is from RefSeq and is a predicted model, not a curated record. Bases 1186 to 1593 code for a protein of 135 amino acids. The transcript is spliced from 3 exons.
UGUGCACAGAAACUUAUCAUAUUACACAUUAGAUGCAGGUUCAACGUUUAUAAUGGAUUAUUCGACAAAUUUAACUAUUAUAAUUAUUUCAAAAGCCAUGGAAUUAAAUAUAACUGAUAAGAGCGGAAAUUAAUAAAAACUUUCAAAUAAUAUUUUUAAAUAUUUUUGAAUAUUAUUCACAUAGAUGUGUAUUUAAGUACGAGAACAUUACCGUUACUAUGAAGGAAUUAAUUACAGGGUUGGAAAAGUUACUUUAUAAAAAUAACUAGUUAGAGUUACAGUUUUUUCUGUAUUUUUAUGGUAUAGAAAUUACUAUGGUAAAUAGUAAGCGCGGACCAAAUUUUAUCCGUGAAGAAAUUCUGGUCUCCGAACAGUUCAGAUUUGAAUCCUUUAGACUAUUUCGUGUGGAGCGUUAUUAAACGAGUGACUAACAAGUCGAGACAUCUCAACGUAAUAUCUUUCCAGCUAUUGAGACAGCGUUCGCAAAUAUGGAUAAGGGCGCAUUGCAGAGAGCGUACCAGUGCUUUUGACCAAGUAUCGAAGGAGUUAUCGAUGCUAAAGAGGGUUAUAUAGAAUAAUUUUAUUCUAAAAGGAUAUCACUAUUAAUGUGUAGAAUAUUUUUCUGUGAUUCUUACACUUUGAUAAAUAAAAUUUUGUUCAAACAAAUUGUUUAUUUUGUCUGGAUUUUGAUGGCGGAUGUCAUAUAUAUAUUAUAUAGAUCUAUAUACAUUAUAUAGAUGUUAUACAUAUAUUAUGUAUAACUAUCUAAGACAAAAUAUUUAUUACCGGUUUGAGUGAUUUUUAAAAUUAGAAAUAUAUAUAUUUAAUAUCGCCUAUACGAAUCAAACAUUAGAUGUUCGCGAGUAUAAUUAAUGACUUAAAACAAUUAUCAGCAUAUACUACGCGCUGACAAAUUCGUCUUAAAACACAGUUUUUUAAAUAUAAUUCUGAGUGUAUAAUUUUUGGAAAGCCUAUUGUUAAUUUAAUCCUUCUUUUUCUUAUCUUAAAUUGUUUCUAUCGCUACGUGCGAUAUCGCAUACUUUGCUUAGUGCCCGUUCGUGCAGAAGUCAAAAUGUGCUUUUCUUUUUUUUUGAAAUUGUCAUGAUGGAGGGAGAAACGAUAUAAAAGUAAACGUUUUUUAAAAAUUUAUUUUCUCUUUUGAAUUUUUUAAGGAAGAAAGUAAGGAUGAAGGGUUACGUCUAUGCGAUCUCAUUGCUGAUGUGCGGGUUGGGUUACUUUGCUGCACAAGUAGCAACACGAGUUAUUGAGCUACCACCAGAAAUGCGGCCUUUAAAGCGUACCUGCAAAUGGGAAAAUUUGUAUAUUGCAGAAGGCACACACCAUAUGGGAGGGGGGGUGUGUCGUCAAUUAAUUUGUGAUAGUACCGGUAAAGUAAUUAUGAAAACAUGCCCUGAAGCAAACUGUCCGGAUGGUGAAUACUUGUAUUCUUAUACUUUUCCUGAUUAUACCAAACGAUUUCCAGAUUGUUGUGCACAAUUCGUUUGUAGAAAAAGAGGACCGGUAAAUCUAGCCAGGCUUGAUGACCUUGCCAUUGACGUAUUUUAUCGUGGUUACAUUCCUGACGAUGAGUAAUCUUCAAUAGAUUUAGUCGUCUUUUGUGCUUCGUCAAAAUGUUAUAACAAAAAAGUUUCAAAAGAAUGAUGUAUAUUUUCAACAAAAAACUACUUUACAAGUCAUAUUUGAACAGGUAAAUAUUUACCUUUACGAAAUCCCCGUCAAUAAUCUUGACCUUGACAUAUGUCAAGAUAAUAAAUAAAUUAUUUACAAUAAAUAUUUGCCAGAUUGGUCAUUACCCAAGAGUUUUAUUAUCAUUUUUUGAUUGCUGGCAACUGAACAAUAUUCCAUUUGGAUAAAUUAUUUAUAGUUUUAUUGAUAUUAAAUAAAUAAAACUGCAGUGUUAUUAUGAUUUCAUAACAAUCAAUAUGCAAAUAUAACUUUACUUGCGAAUGUCAA